UGAAAGCAGCUCAGCUUUACACAAAGCCUGUCCUUCAUGCUUCGUUCGGUUGUAUUUCCUUCUCCUUGUCCAUUUGAAGAGCAUUUACACAAGUAAUCAUGUCUUCAGUGAAAGUUAUGCUUGUAGUUUCUCUCUUCAUCCUUGCUGUGAAGCCCAAUUCAGGUUUGCUUAAAGUGGAAUGCCUACCUGCAGUUGGAAUUCUUGCUCAGACCACAGUUAUCAGAUGCGUUUUCAAAAACAAAGAUAUUCACAUACUUGGAGUUUAUUUAACAAAAACUGGACAGAACAAGCCAUUUUUUAGUCAAGUCGGUUCAGAAAGUUCAGGAGAUCCACGCUUUAGUCUUGAAAACUUAGCAGUGGGUCCAUCUCUGCAAAUCUCUGACACAAUGUUUUCUGAUGAGGGCAAAUAUGAGUACCGUGUUGUAACGGACAGUGGUUUUAAAGAAAUACAACUUAGCAUCAGUGUCAGAGCAAAGUACAAGGAUCCUGUCACAAGCACAUGGCCUAAAAAUGUAACCGAUGGAGGACCUGCCAGCCUUUAUUGCAAUGCUACUGAUGGAUACCCAGAGGGCUUCAUCCAUUGGUUUGACCGUUCUGGAACCAACUGGACCAUAAAUUCAGAGCUGACAAAAGUCCCCAAGAACAUCAGCGGUGUAAAAUCUGUGGCUUUGUCUAGCAAACUGACUUUCAAGUCUAUCAACUUGGGCCUGGCACCAUUUAGAUGCAUCGUCUUUAAUAGCAAAUAUGUACAAGAUGGAGAAAACACAUUGAAGAUCACAUCUGCUAUAAGUGAUGUUAACAAGGAUUCUUCCAGAUCUAAUGCAACAAACAUUGUCGCUGGUGUGAUGGUCAUUGGAUCGCUUAUUGUCGGCCUGCUGUUUGCUCUGUUGUGUUUCAAAAAAAGAAAUGCUCAUCGUAAGGAUACCUUUAACAAUCAUUCUAAGGAUGGUAGACGACCUUCUGCCCAUCCUAUUCUAAGCUAUGAAACAGGAAGGGCUGAUGAAGAUGAUGUGGAAAAUGGUGACAGCAGUCCUGAGAAGCUUCAGUAGAUGAAAUUGAAACUAUAAGCCCUGAUUUUCAUACUGAGGUCAGUAGAGCAGCCAUUUGACUGAAACAAAAGUGAAGCCACAAGGAAAAUGGCAGCUGUUGCAAUAAUGACAGACUAAACAAUCAGUUCUCCUUAUAUUUACAAUCAAAUGUGGGUUUAGAGAUCAUGUACACUAAUAACUGUCAAAUUUAUUGCUACAUCAAUGUAAACAGAGUUUUAUUAAAGAGGUUCUUGGAGGUUUGCUGAAAAUUAUAGGAAAGAUUGUUUUGUUUUGUUGUGUUUUUGUAAAAAAAAUUUUUAUGGCUGUCAAGGUUAAUGUAAAAUUGGUUAAAUAUGUCAAUUACUUUAUAACAGUAACCAGCUUAUACAAACAAUAAAAAGCAAUGUUAUUACUGUUUCCUUUUUGUUCUGCUUUCUUAAACCUGGUCAGAAAUCAUAAAUCAUUAUUCAAGGUUAUUUUAAAUUAACAAAUUUAACAAAAUGACAGCUGUAAUUUUCAGCAAUAGGAAUAAUAUACAAACCUAAAUCUAGUUUUGUAAAAACUGUUUUGUAUCCAUCUAUGAGGUUUCUCCUCACUACAGUCACUUUUGGCUUUACUUUUGGUAAUAUUUUUCAAUAAAGCAUCUUAGUAACAAUAUUAAUGCUUAUUCAGUAAGCCUUAUACAAAUAUAUUUGAAUUAAAUUUAGUUUCUCAGCUUUAUACAUUAAACAUACAUCAUGUUAAUGCAAAAAAAUAUAUAAUUCACAUAAAAUGUUAUGUAAUUGUGUCUGUACUGCUGCCAUUGUAUCACUGGUCACUUACGCUUCACCUCAAUGAUAAUUCAACUUUCAUUUUCAGAUUGAUGUAUUCAUUUAAAAGUGAAGUGAAUGAUGCAUGAUUUGUAAUGUGGAGAUUUUUCAGCAAGUACAGCAACUGUGAAUGAAACUGUGUACCAAUAAGAGGAGUAGUUUCUGUUAAUACAAGGAAUGCUGUGGUUUUGAAGUAGGAGGGGUCAGGAUUAAGGAUGUGUGUGUUUUCUCUCCUGAUUUGGAAUAAAACUAUGAAAGAUAUGCCUGUUUGUAAAAUAGUCUGCAGAGAGACCUUGAAUCUUUAAGCACUUUUGUAUUUCUUGUUUUGUUUUUAACCUUACUGUAAUAAAAGUAAUUUAAAAAAUGA
This is a messenger RNA of Sinocyclocheilus rhinocerous, 2204 nucleotides long. RefSeq lists its product as uncharacterized. The record is from RefSeq and is a predicted model, not a curated record. Gene Ontology annotation, molecular function: cell-cell adhesion mediator activity; protein heterodimerization activity; integrin binding. The transcript is spliced from 8 exons. Gene Ontology annotation, biological process: cell migration; cell-cell adhesion. NCBI's taxonomy places the organism in Eukaryota, Metazoa, Chordata, Actinopteri, Cypriniformes, Cyprinidae. Gene Ontology annotation, cellular component: protein complex involved in cell adhesion; plasma membrane; cell-cell contact zone. Bases 99 to 1049 code for a protein of 316 amino acids.